Molecule: messenger RNA, 3092 nt
Organism: Ctenopharyngodon idella (grass carp)
Lineage: Eukaryota; Metazoa; Chordata; Actinopteri; Cypriniformes; Xenocyprididae
Product: neural cell adhesion molecule 2-like
Exons: 18
Coding region: 1-2595 (864 amino acids)
Biological process (GO): cell adhesion
Cellular component (GO): membrane; neuron projection
Molecular function (GO): protein binding
Source: RefSeq, a predicted model, not a curated record
AUGAAAGCUGAGCAGCUCAAAGCGCAGGAGAUGCUGUCAGGAAGCAGUGCAUUCUGGGAGAUGCUCCUGACUGCUGAUCUGACUCACGAUCUGCACCUGGAUCCUGUUCUUUACCUUGUCUCUUUCCCAGCUGUGCUUCAGGUUUCAAUUUCACUCAAUAAAGUGGAACUGAGUGUCGGAGAGUCUAAAUUCUUCACAUGUACAGCCAUUGGUGAGCCGGUCAGCAUAAACUGGUUCAGUCCUCAAGGCGAGCGCAUCAUCUCAAACCAGAGAGUGAUCGUGCACACAGAGGGCGUGCGGUCCAGGCUAACCAUCUACAACGCCAUCAUCGAGGAUGCUGGGAUAUACCGAUGCCAGGCUGUGGACGCCAAAGGACAGAGCCAGGAGGCCACGGUGGUGCUGGAGAUUUACCAGAAGUUGACGUUCCGCGAGGUGAAGACGCCGCAGGAGUUUCGUCAGGCCGAGGACGCUGAGGUCAUCUGUGAUGUCAUCAGUUCACCUGUGCCAGCCGUGUCCUGGUUCUACAAGAACAGAGAAAUCACGUCCGAACCGAACAGCAGAUUUCAAGUGCUUCCCAGCAACAACCUGCAGAUCCUGAGAGUGAGCAAAGCUGACGAGGGCGUGUAUCGCUGUGAGGCGCGUGUAGAGGCCCGAGGAGAGAUCGAUUUCAGGGACAUUGUGGUGCUGGUGAACGUUCCUCCGGUUCUGUCAGUGCCGCAGCAGUCCUUCAACGCCACCGCCGACUACCAGGAGUCAGUGACGUUCACCUGCAUCACCUCCGGCUCCCCCGACCCUCAGGUGACCUGGUACUGGAAGGGUCACGUGAUCGAGCGAUCGGAGCAGUAUGUGUUGAACACUAUGGACGGAGGCAAAAGCACGCUGACCAUUAAAAACAUCCGUCAAGGUGACGGAGGGCCGUACACCUGCCGCUCCAGCAACAAGGCCGGGAGCACCGAGAGUCAGCUGUUCCUCAAAGUGUUCGUCCAGCCUCACAUCACUCAGCUGAGGAACGUCACAGCGGUGGAGGGAAGCGCUGCGAUGAUCUCCUGUACGGCUGAGGGAGAACCGCUGCCCGAGAUCUCAUGGAGGAGAGCCAGUGAUGGACAGACGUUCACAGAUGGAGAUAAGAGUCAGGAUGGCCGUGUGGAAGUGCGUGGACGACAUGGGAAAUCCAUGUUGACCAUCAGCGGCGUUCGACUCUCAGAUUGGGGUCGAUUCGACUGUGAAGCUCUCAGCAGGAUCGGAGGCCAUCAGAAGAGCAUGUUCUUGGAUAUUGAGUAUGCACCGAAGUUCCAGACUAAUCAGAGCAUCUUCUACUCAUGGGAGGGAAACCCAGUGAACAUCAGCUGCGACGUGAGGUCCAACCCUCCAGCAACGAUGCUGUGGAGACGAGACCGGUUUACCAUCUCUAGUCAAGGGACCAGCAACAUUCGCAUUCACACUGCAGAGGGACGAUCGCUUCUGGAGGUCACUCCGGUGUCCGACAGGGAUUUUGGACGCUACAACUGCACAGCCAGAAACAACAUCGGCGCUCGAUACCAGGAGUUUAUAUUAGCACAGGCAGAUGUCCCGUCGAACCCGUACUCCGUACGGCUCACCGCCGUCUCCCAGCGUCUCGCCACCGUCACCUUCAUGAAGCCCGACUCGCACGGAGGCGUCCCGAUCAGCUAUUACAUCAUCAACUACAAAGACACGAGCACGCAGGAUUGGAGGACAGUGAGAUCACAUGGAGUUCAGACCGCAGUAGUUCUGGCUAGCCUGGAGCCCAACACGACGUAUGAGGUGAGAGUGGCGGCCGUCAAUGGAAAGGGUCAGGGUGAAUUCAGCCACACAGAAACCUUCCAGACGUUACCCAUCCGCGAGCCGAGUCCUCCGACGGUUCACGGACAGAGAGGCGUCGGGAAGGCCUACAGACUGGGACUGAUCAAACAGGACGACGGUGGGAUGCCUAUCGUCGAGUACAUCGUGAAGUAUAAAACGGAUAAAGAGGAGCAGUGGAUGACGAAGCUGGUUCCCGGCAUGAAUGAUUUCGCUCUGCUGCAGCCGCUGCAGUGGAACACGCGCUACAACGUGGAGAUCACGGCACGCAACGUCAAGGGCCUGUCGGAGCCCACCUUCUUCCAGUUCCUCAUGCCGCAGAAACCCGACAUCACAGAUUCUCUGUUCAGCGGUCUGGGUCUCGGCGCUGUGGUGGGUCUCGGGGUGGCGGCUCUUCUUCUGCUGCUGGUGCUGGUGGACGUGUGCUGCUUCUUCCUCCGUCAGUGCGGUCUCCUCAUGUGCAUCACCCGCAAACUCUGCAGCAAGAAAACCACAACCAGCGGCAAGAGCAAAGAGCUGGAGGAGGGCAAAGCCGCCUACCUGGUUGAUGGCUCGAAGGAGCCCAUCGUGGGGAUGAGAAGUGAAGAAGAGAGAAUUGCUAACAAGGAGGACUGCAGUCCAGUGCACGAACCCAAUGAGACGACUCCUCUGACAGAGCCAGAGAAACUCCCGCUGAAGGAGGAGAACGGCAAGGAGGUGCUCAAGCCGGACUUGAUCGAGAUCAAGGUCCACACGGACAACAGCAUCCACACAAAACAGGACGACAGCAAAGCGUAAUGGAGACCGGAGGCAUUCCCGGCCCCAACAAACUGAGACCAAAACAGAAAUGAAAAAAAAUAUCACAAAAGAGAAAAGAAAAAAGAAGAAAAAAGAAAAGAAAUCUUCACUAAUGAAGGGCGUGUAAAUAUGUUCAAAUAUAAACAGAGUUUUUUUGUGAUAAAUCUACUGUUCUUUCUAUUCACGACGGCUCCAGCACUACUUUUCGGUUGAUGUGUCCGUCUUUGUGUUUUGGAGGAUCUCAGAAAUGAGCCCAUUGAAUUCCCAGGCCUUCUUCUACUGUCCAGGCAUGUCCAGUCCGAUUUCUGACCAGCGGGACGUCGUAUUGUGCCAUAAACACUGCAAAAAAUCAUGUUCUUCCUCAGUAUUUUUUGUGUUGUUUUUCAGCACAAAUAUCUAAUUAUUCUUAAAUCAAGAUACAUUUACUGGAGAAGCAAAAUGACUAAAAAUAUUAAGAUAUUAAAAUAGUAAUUGAUCAAAAUUGAGUUUAUGCUUAA